AUUUAACCUUUUUUUUUAAUAAUUCAAUUCAAUUAUGUUUGAGUUAAUAGAUAGUUAAUGCUAUUUUGUUGUGGGACUGGCUCGGCAAGGUAAAGAAGGAAAUUUUCACGUUUAUUGCCAUCAGGAGAACAUAUGGAAACAAUUUGAUUAAUCGCUCUUUUCUUUUAGUAUUAUUAUGGUUAAGUAAUUAUAUUUUGUGCUUACUUCUCAUUUUUCAAUGAGAAAGCCGCUCACCCUCUCUCUUCCUCAGGGGAGUCCUUGCUUAGGGUUAUUUUCUAGUUGGUUAGUGCAAUUAUUUUUAAUGAUCAAGUUAUUGAGCAAAAAAAAUUAAUGAUAGUUGUGGAGGGAAAGAAAAGAGAAAAGAAGAAUGUGGAUGAUAACUUUUUUCUUUUGACCUCGUCUUGCGGUUGAGUAAGUGGCUGUUCCACGAAAUGGUUGAGAUGAUGAGAUGAUUAAACAAUAGAAAAUGCUACAACAGAAAUUUUCAAUUGCAUGGUGUAUUGUGUGGUAAUGGAAGUCUCAGCUCCAAAUUAAUAAGCUUGGAGGUUCAAGUUACAAAAGCAGCUCAUUUGUGUAAAUCUGCAGGACAAGGACUAUAGACCAUGUGGGAUUAACAAGGGAAAAUGUAAAUGUCAUUGAAGUUUACAUUAGGAGUAGUAGGAUUCCCAGUUACUGCUUUUUACUGUUUAUACACUGAGGUGCUCCCUACUGCCAAUGAAAUUUUAAAUUGGAUAUGGCUUAUGGCUAGUUACUAGUACAAUUAUAUACUAAGAUGCUUCCAAUUAGCAACUGGAUUUUAAACCGGUUAUGGCUUAUGCACUAGUUGGCAGCUGAGGUGAUUGAUGCAUUUCCAUUGCUAAUGCAAUUAGGGGUUGAUCCUAGCAGUUAUUUGAUUAUCAACACUGGAGGAAGAUUUUCUUGGUGUUUUUUUUUUUUAGAACUUUGGUAUAAUGGACAUUGUCCCAUUGCAAUAUGUCAAUCUGCUGUGACUCUUCAAAUACUUUGGAAGAUAUUGGUCUUCUUUCUGGGAAGGCCGGAAGAGGAAAUGCUACCUCUGAGGUAUCAGUUUUAAUGCCUGGAGUUGGAGGAUAGUGACCCUUGUCACAAGGUAGAGUGAACUGGUUGGUCUUCUCCCCUAGUGAGAUCGGUUAAACUUAACUCUGGUGGUGGUAAGCUAGAAUGUACUGGCAUUGGAAGGAGCAUUCAGGAAAGAUCUGCUGUAUAGACUACUGGUUUUAAUCUUGGUAUUUUUCUUUCUUGGUGGUGGAAUUGUGGGCACUGUGUAUGGGUCUUGAUUUGCUUGGAAACCAGGUCUGCCUCUAGUGACGGUGGAGGAGUUGGUGAACCAAUGUCUCAAUGACUUCCUAAUGCUCAUCCUUUUGGUCUACUGGUUGAAAUGCCAUAAUUUCUUCAAUCGUGAUUGGCCUGUUGAGAUUCCUCACACAUAUAGAAAAGAGAAAAAGGUGGCUGAGUUGCUUGCAAAUCAUGUGCUUGCUUUGGAUUUGGCUGUCAUGAGUUCUCUUCAUCUCCUUCUGGGGUCACUGCUUUGCUCUUCAGUACCUGUGCUCUGUGGUGUGUGUUUCCGCAGAACUGUGGCUGUUGCAUUCUGUGUCCCUGCGUGCAACUGCAAACUCCUCUUGAGAAAAGGGAGGAAAAAUCAAAACUAGCUUUGUCUGAUGCCUGACAUUGUUCAAUGAACCUUGUUAGGUAUUUGAGCUUUUUAUUCUAAGAGUGCUUAUAAGACAAAUCUUGCUAGUGUUGUCAAAAUUCUCAAGGCGGACAUGGAACUAUGAAGGUUGGAGAAUUUGCUAAUUGCCUGAUUGAAGCUAGAAAUGAAUUGCAGCACAAGUCUGAGGUCAUCAAACGUAAGUUCACGAUAACAAAGGCUCUUCUAUUCAAGGCAGACAGGUCUUCAAUGGAUCGCCUUAGUCAACAGAUCUACAAGCUGGAGCUUGAACAAAAGAGAUUAGAAGAGGAUGCAUUUGUUUAUAACUGGCUCCAACAACAACUUAAACUCUCACCAGCAUACAAAAAGAUGCUUGAAAUCAGUGCUUGCAUGGAGUUGAAGGCCAAGUCUGGUGAGCUGAUUGAGAACAAAGAUACUGAAGUCGCUGAUAUUUCCUUUGAAGAGCUAUUAGCACAAGAAAAGAAGGAUUCAUUUUGGCAGAAAAAUGGAAAAUCAAGGUUAUACUCGAGCCAAUGAUAAUGUCUGCAUGGUAAACAUCACUGAAGGAUGGAGCUUUUUUGUAGUAUGUAUAUGGAUACCCGACUGUCGCAGGGAAUUUUUUUUUUUUUUGACUGCCUGUGCUUCUUUGGUUGUCCUUGUUGAAGAGAAGAAAUUAUGGCCAUGAUGCAUUGAAUGUUCUCUUCCCCUAGGUUUUUCUCAUUGGAAGCUAGCUAGUCCUUAAUAUGAUGAUCUAGGUUAGUUUAGGCAUUUGAGCCUUUUGCUGAACUACUAACAUUGAUUCUCUAGUAGGACUCAAAUAGUUUGCUGUUAAAGAAUUUUGUUGGUUUGGAAGAAUGUUGCAAGUGUGAACUGGUUUUUGCUUGGA
Manihot esculenta (cassava) is the source of this 2552-nucleotide messenger RNA. RefSeq lists its product as uncharacterized. The record is from RefSeq and is a predicted model, not a curated record. Lineage: Eukaryota; Viridiplantae; Streptophyta; Magnoliopsida; Malpighiales; Euphorbiaceae. Bases 1790 to 2203 code for a protein of 137 amino acids. The transcript is spliced from 6 exons.